Girardinichthys multiradiatus is the source of this 1603-nucleotide messenger RNA. Its product is annotated as gap junction beta-7 protein-like. The record is from RefSeq and is a predicted model, not a curated record. Gene Ontology annotation, biological process: cell communication. Bases 507 to 1358 code for a protein of 283 amino acids. The transcript is spliced from 2 exons. NCBI's taxonomy places the organism in Eukaryota, Metazoa, Chordata, Actinopteri, Cyprinodontiformes, Goodeidae. Gene Ontology annotation, cellular component: connexin complex.
GCAUUAUUCACUCAUCAGCAGGGAAACAUGAUCCCUGUGUCAUCAACACGUUGGCGCAGGCAGGUGCAGGAGGAAGGAACACACAACACAACCAGAGUGCUCUGGCCCUGAAUGAUUUUUUUUUAUUUGCAUUAGUGAUGUUGUCUCUGUACACAACCACUGAAUUUCCAACAGGUGAUGUGAUCUGAGUCUGCUGCUGGGCCUAUUUCACAGGAAGGCUGAAAAGAAAACAGAAAGCUGACGGAUGUGAAUUUGAUACGACGCUGCUGUGAGUCAGAAGUCUACUUGGACAAGGUGCGUCUCUCAGCAGGUGAGCAGGCAUCGGAACUCCAGAGCAGCGGCUGGAUCUGAAGAUAACCCCCCUCAGGACAUAGCUGGUAAGUUUUAGGCUCUGUCUACUGGAAGCUUCUCUAUUCAGAACCAAAUGUGUUUCUUUUCUGUAUCUGUGACCUGCAGCAUUUAAAUCUGGCCUCAGGUUGGUGAAGCAGCUAGGAGACAAGAGAACAAUGAACUGGGGAUUCUUGGAGAACGUUCUCAGUGGGGUGAACAAGUACUCCACUUCGAUUGGCCGCAUCUGGCUCUCUGUUGUCUUCUUGUUCCGGAUCCUGGUGUAUGUGGCAGCGGCCGAGCAAGUCUGGAAGGAUGAACAGAAGGACAUGGUGUGCAACACGCAGCAGCCAGGCUGCGAGAAUGCCUGCUUCGACCACUUCUUCCCCAUCUCCCAGGUUCGUCUUUGGGCUCUGCAGCUCAUCAUGGUAUCUACACCAUCUCUGCUGGUGGCCCUACAUGUGGCCUACAGGGAGAACCGGGAGGCCAGGCACAAGCGAAAACUCUACAAGGACAAAGGGAGAAUUGAUGGGGGUCUUUUUUGCACCUACAUCAUCAGUUUGAUCUGUAAGAUUGGCUUUGAAGUGGGCUCCCUUCUGGCUUUUUACUUCCUGUACAAUGGCUUUGGGAUGCCCAUCCUGCUUCAGUGCAGCCAGGCCCCCUGCCCCAACACUGUGGACUGCUACAUAGCCCGCGCCACAGAGAAAAAGAUCUUCCUCUACAUCAUGGGCAGCACCUCCAUCCUGUGCAUAGUUCUCAACAUUGUGGAGCUCCUCUACAUCAUGUGGAAGUGGCUGUGGAAACGCUUUAGGAGGCGGUACAUUCCUGUGGAGCAGAAGAUUUUAAAAAGCAGUCAGCUGCUUGUUUCAUCUGGCAACAGGUUCACAUCAGCUGAACAUUUUGAAAACAUGAAGGUCUGCUCAAUAGAACCUGACAAGGCUAAAAAACCUGUCAGUCCAGCUCUGCAGGGCUCGGAACAUCCGGAAGCUAGUGGUCCUAAAGAGAAUCCGCAGAGUCUCUUUCAAGUUUAACAUACCUUUGAAAAUAAUUAACAUUUCUUUCUCUUCAGAGGAUCAUUUAGGCUUGUUAAAGCAACCAAAGGGCCACAGGCUGAAUGGAAAUAUGUUACACAGUAUGUUAUUUGCCUCUUUUACAGAUGAUAUUCUAUCAUCAUUCUAUCAUCCCUCCUCUGUGCACGUUAAGGUGCUGUGAAUCCACACACAUUUAUGGUUCUUAAACUUAUAUUUUUAAUAAAUGUUCCGUUUCUGCACUUUUA